Messenger RNA from Prorocentrum cordatum, 174 nucleotides. The record is from the annotation of a GenBank genome assembly. Lineage: Eukaryota; Dinophyceae; Prorocentrales; Prorocentraceae.
GCAAUCCCGUCCUCGACUUCCAGGAGUACCGGAACAACACAGGACCCCAGGUACGACGCCAGCUCGGACCAGUGCAGGUGGUUCUGGGAGAUCGUGCUCGAUAGUUUCGACGAGGACGACCAGCGCAGGGAGCUCCUGACGUUCGUCACGGGCAGCGACAGGGCCCCCCCGAAG